Messenger RNA from Leguminivora glycinivorella, 1578 nucleotides. Its product is annotated as monocyte to macrophage differentiation factor. The coding region runs from base 157 to 951 and encodes 264 amino acids. Gene Ontology annotation, molecular function: pore-forming activity. Gene Ontology annotation, cellular component: membrane. NCBI's taxonomy places the organism in Eukaryota, Metazoa, Arthropoda, Insecta, Lepidoptera, Tortricidae. The record is from RefSeq and is a predicted model, not a curated record. The transcript has 4 exons.
CGCAGUGGUCGCGCGUAAUAAAAAUAUUAGGAGAUCGUCCAAAAGAAAAAUGUAAAUUGAAUAAACAACAUGAUUUUGGACAUUUCUUCAAAGUAACCCGUAAUGUUUUUGGUCACGUAACCAUUUAGAUUCCAAUUCGGCGCGGUGAAUCUUAAAAUGGGUGACGUUCUGAGUUUAUUUUCUGUGAUAAUAAUGAAAUUUAAAGCCAAGUUCAAUGAAAGCAAGAUUUAUUUUCAUUGGGAUAUUCCAUGGGAGAAAAUGAAGAAAGUAAAAUGGAUGAACGAGCGAGCAUCGCCGGAUAGAGCUUACGUUCCAACGCUGGUAGAGAACGUAGCGAACGUAUGGACGCACGCGAUAUGCGUGGCGCCCGCAUCCCUUGGCGCGCGCGAGCUCCUCACACGGUCGCUCAACGCGCCACAGGCUAUCGCAGCCGUGGUUUACGGACUGGCUCUGUGUCUGCUCUUCGCGGUGUCAACUACCUUCCACUCCGUCUGCUGCUGCAGAUCUGAUACCAAAAUGAAGCACUGGCUCCACCGCUGCGACCGCGCCAUGAUCUACAUCUUCAUCGCCAGUUCCUACUUCCCCUGGCUGACCGUCGGCACCCUCUCCUGCUGGAUGCUGCGUGAGCUACGCUGGGCCAUCUGGUUGCUGGCUGUUCUCGGCAUCACGUACCAGCAGAUCUUCCAUGAGCGCUACAAGAUGUUGGAGUUAUUGUUGUACCUAGUCAUGGGACUGGGACCAGCUGCCAUCAUAGUCACGUCUAAUCACCACUUCCCAGCAAUGUCGGACCUAAAGCUGGGCGGCAUGCUGUACCUCAUCGGCGUCUUCUUCUUCAAGUCAGACGGCCGGAUCCCCUUCGCGCACGCCAUCUGGCAUAUCUUCGUCGCGCUGGCAGCCACGGUACAUUACUUGGCGAUACUGCGCCAUCUCUUCCCUGAACUUAAACAAUGAAGACUGCCCUAACCUAUUGAUUACCCGACCUAUUGAAUCUCGAAACGGCUCUCUUUAGGCUAUGUUUUUAUGAACGCCAAUCGACGAGGUUCAGUCAGUUCAGUGAGGGCUCAAGGAGCAUUUCACGAAUUCGUUCCGUAAGAACUCGAACUUUCUUACAUCUUGUACAUUUUCGGCGCUCCUUGCCAGGGUACAUUUCCUGGCGGUCCUACGCCAUCUCUUCCCUGAACUUAAACAAUGAAGACUGCCCUAACCUAUAGAUUAACCUACCAAUUGAAUCUCAAAACAACUCUCUUUAUAGGCUAUGUUUGUAUGAACGCCAAUCGACGAGGUUCAGUCAACAAAUAGUGACGGCCAUAAGAGGAUCGUCAUGUUAUCCCGUACAAACGCCAAUUUUCUGGCGUGUUCUUGCAACACAUUCAUUGCCACCUAGCCAAACGAGACCCCCGGGUCAUAAAAUGGUUGUCAUAUUAUUCUGUAAUACCUUAUCAUGCGCCCCUGGGUUUUCGGCACAGAAUGUGUUAGUCCGAUUGCGGGAUCCCUUCGCGCCUCGGUACAGUGAGCUGCAAAAAUGUAUGGCGAAUUUAUCAAUUAAUUAAUUCAUAAUUUCUCCGCUCACUGUUCGUA